Molecule: messenger RNA, 2144 nt
Organism: Ananas comosus (pineapple)
Lineage: Eukaryota; Viridiplantae; Streptophyta; Magnoliopsida; Poales; Bromeliaceae
Product: protein OSB2, chloroplastic
Exons: 10
Coding region: 224-1744 (506 amino acids)
Biological process (GO): mitochondrial DNA replication; positive regulation of helicase activity
Cellular component (GO): mitochondrial nucleoid
Molecular function (GO): single-stranded DNA binding
Source: RefSeq, a predicted model, not a curated record
GAAGUAGCCACCGAGCCGGGGCCAAAAAUCGUGUUGAAAGAGUUUCUCUCAGGUGCGACGCACUGAAGCUUCGUUUCCCGCGCCAUUCUUGCUAAAACCCUCGACGCCCCUUCUGUCGCUCUAAAACCCUAGAAUUUAGGGCUUUUUAUGGCGCUCGCCUCUUCGCUUCCUCCUCUCGAGCAUUCCUUCUAGGGUUUUUACUCUCUUCCUCCUCUCCUCCUCCAUGAAUCUCUCUCGCGCCUUCCUUCGUCUCCUUUCCUCCUCCUCCUCCUCCUCCUCCUCCUCUCCCCAAUCCCACAAAUGGCUCUUACUCCGCCGCAUCCCCAUCGUCCCUCCCCACUACUCCGCCCUCUCCUCCGCCGCCGCCGCUGCCGCCGCUUCCCCAACAAAGCGCCCCUCCUACAAUCGGAAGCCUAAGCCGAAGCCGGAGCCGGAGCCGGAGCUGGAGCCGGCGCCCGCGCCGGAGCCGGAGAAGGACUCUUCUCUAGGGCUUACGAGCUCCGGGUGGAAACCCCAGGUUCAGAGGGAGAAGGGGCCCUGGGAGCUGCCGCGGCCCAGCACGAUCCCCUUCCAAGCCAAGGUCGCCAACUGUGUGCAGUUCGUUGGAACCAUCGGCGUCCCCGUCCAGCUCCAGAGGCUCCCCGAUGGCCAGUUCACCGCCGUGUCUGUUCUCGUCUGCAAGAACACGAAUGGCUUCCUACAUUUCUGGAUUCCUGUUAUAUUUCAAGAUGAUUUGGCACAAAUAGCUGCUUGCCAUCUGAAGGAAAAUGACCUCGUGCAUAUAGAGGGAGAGCUAAGUGGAGAUGCACCACCAUUCCAAGAUAAAGGUUCUCAAGCCAACAUUCAGAUUUUAGCUCAUAGCGUAAGUUUCGUGCAAAAUGAAUGUAAAGAGAAGGACAGCAAAGUAGCAGACAAAAAGGAUGCUGUGAAGCCUAAUCAUUCUGUAGCUGAGAUAGAGGAAAAUUCACCAAUGUUGCAUUUGUGGAAUGACCUUCUGGCGAACCCUCAAAACUGGUGGGAUAACAGAUCAAACAAAACCUUCCCCAAAUCAGCUGCAUUUAAACACAAGGUUAAAGGAGAAUUACUUUGGCUAAAUGAGUCAACUCCCGAUUGGGUUCUGUCCAAACUGGAUACCUUAUCCUUUGGCCCUAAUAGGACAACAAAGAGGGUAGACAAGGACAACACAGAGAAGUCAGAGAAUCCAACUCUGAAGUUAUGGUACGAUCUUGUUAGUAAUCCGCAACAAUGGAGGGAUAACCGAAUGGACAAACAAAAUGGAAAGAAAAUUCCAAAAUUUCCUGAUUUUAAGCACAAGGAUAAUGAAAAUCCGCUAUGGCUUAACACAGCACCACAGUGGGUGGUAAAGAAGUUGGAUGGCUUAGUAUUUUAUGGGAGCUGUAGUACAAGUAACCAAGAAGUUACAAUUAAUGAAGCUCAUACACAAAUAAAUGACAUUGGUAAGGUUAGCAGGAAGUUUAAAGGCAAGGAGCACAAAGAAGCAUAUGCAGUAUCUGAUAAAAAAACUGAUGUGGAUUUAUGGAAGAAUCUCGUGGAGAAUCCAAAAGAAUGGUGGGACAACCGAGCAAACAAGUUCAAUCCGAAGUCUCCUGAUUUCAAGCACAAAGAAUCAGGUGAAGUUUUGUGGCUUAGGCCAUCUACCCCAGAAUGGAUUGUAUCGAAGUUGCCUCCAUUGAAUACCAAGGCUGGGAAUCGUAAAAAGGCUUCUGCUGGAAGUGCUUCUUAAGCAGCUUCUGCAUUGAAGCUAUACCCUACUAUCUGGAGCUACAUGAGCAGCUUCUGCUUUUCCACAAUUUGAGCUCCGCAUGUAAAUGCGUCCUCUCGUGGUGCUAGUAUGAUCGCUAACUGAAUCCAUAUCAAGCGAUGGUUGUUGUUGUAUUCUCCUUAGUGGGUUAAUACAAUGUAGGAUUUGCUGUAAAAAAAAAAAAAAAAAAGUAGGGAAAAUUAAUGUAGAUCUGAACUACCUGCUUGUGAGCAUGUGGUGUACAUUUGUUUCAGUUGUCUACAAGAACUAGGAUCACCAAUAUGAAAUUAUUUUGCAUUGCAUGACACCUGUUGGCGAUGUCUUCAUGCGCAUUGUAGGGAAGUACUCAGAUAUGUUGCAAGGAAGGGCUUGAUUUGUGAUA